This is a messenger RNA of Trichosurus vulpecula (common brushtail), 3322 nucleotides long. It is a transcript of the gene LMNA, whose product is annotated as lamin A/C. Bases 233 to 2227 code for a protein of 664 amino acids. NCBI's taxonomy places the organism in Eukaryota, Metazoa, Chordata, Mammalia, Diprotodontia, Phalangeridae. The record is from RefSeq and is a predicted model, not a curated record. The transcript has 12 exons.
AGACUCAGACUGUCCAAGAGCGCCGCGUCUACACUGGGCGGCCUACUUACCCAAGAAGGGCUAAGAUCACAACUCCGGGAGGUCGCGCAUCCGAGCUCAGAACCCUACCGGGCACCUGUCUCCGAGAGGAGGCUCAGCUGCCCGACUUUUGCAAACCCUUUUCCCUCCCACGUCUUCAGGUCCUUAAUCUUCAGGGACCCCCUGCCCCCAGGGCGCUGCCACCCUGCCUGCCAUGGAUACUCCGUCGCAGCGGCGUGCCACCCGGAGCGGGGCACCGGCGGGCUCCACCCCGCUGACCCCGACUCGAAUCACGCGGCUGCAAGAGAAGGAGGACUUGCAGGAGCUGAAUGACCGUCUGGCUGUCUACAUCGAUCGGGUCCGUUCGCUGGAGACGGAGAACGCGGGCCUGCGCCUCCGGAUCACCGAAUCUGAGGAGGUGGUGAGCCGGGAGGUGUCCGGCAUCAAGGCCGCCUACGAGGCCGAGCUCGGGGACGCCCGCAAGACCCUGGACUCGGUAGCCAAGGAGCGCGCCCGUCUGCAGCUGGAGCUGAGCAAAGUGCGGGAGGAGUUUAAGGAGCUCAAAGCCCGCAAUUCCAAAAAGGAGGGGGAUCUGCUGGCAGCUCAGGCCCGGCUCAAGGAUCUGGAGGCCCUGCUUAACUCCAAGGAAGCAGCUCUGAGCACAGCCUUGAGUGAGAAGCGUACUCUAGAUGGUGAGGUGCACGAACUCCGGGGCCAAGUAGCCAAGCUAGAGGCAGCUCUGAGUGAGGCCAAGAAGCAACUUCAGGAUGAGAUGCUGAGGAGGGUGGAUGCUGAGAACAGGCUGCAGACGCUGAAGGAGGAGCUGGACUUCCAGAAGAACAUCUAUAGCGAGGAGCUUCGUGAAACCAAACGUCGCCAUGAGACUCGCUUGGUGGAGAUUGACAGUGGCAAGCAGCGGGAGUUUGAGAACAAGCUAGCUGAUGCCCUGCAGGAUCUUCGGGCUCAACAUGAGGAACAAGUGGAACAAUAUAAGAAGGAGCUGGAGAAGACCUAUUCUGCCAAGCUGGACAACGCUAGGCAGUCUGCCGAGAGGAACAGCAACAUGGUGGGGGCUGCCCACGAGGAGCUGCAGCAGUCACGCAUCCGCAUUGAUAGCCUUUCUGCCCAGCUCAGCCAGCUCCAGAAGCAGCUGUCGGCUAAGGAGGCAAAGCUGCGCGAUCUGGAGGAUGCUUUGGCCCGGGAGCGGGAUACAAGCCGGCGGCUGCUGGCUGAGAAAGAGAGGGAGAUGGCAGAGAUGCGGGCAAGGAUGCAGCAACAGCUGGAUGAGUACCAGGAGCUGAUGGAUAUCAAACUGGCCCUGGACAUGGAAAUCCACGCCUACCGAAAACUCCUGGAAGGAGAGGAGGAGAGGCUGAGGCUGUCCCCCAGCCCCACGUCUCAGCGAAGCAGGGGCCGGACCUCAUCUCACUCAUCCCAUACCCAGAGUGGGGGUAGCGCCACCAAGAAGCGAAAGCUGGAGACCAGCGAGAGCCGAAGCAGCUUCUCGCAGCAUGCACGCACCAGCGGUCGAGUGGCUGUAGAGGAGGUGGACGAGGAGGGCAAGUUCGUGCGGCUGCGCAACAAGUCCAAUGAGGACCAAUCCAUGGGUAACUGGCAGAUCAAGCGCCAGAAUGGAGAUGAGCCCCUGCUGAGUUAUCGUUUUCCCCCUAAAUUCACUCUCAAGGCUGGGCAAGUGGUGACGAUCUGGGCUUCAGGGGCAGGAGCUACCCACAGCCCUCCCACUGACAUGGUGUGGAAGGCUCAGAGUUCUUGGGGUUGUGGAAACAGCCUUCGCACAGCACUCAUCAGUGCCACUGGAGAGGAGGUGGCCAUGCGUAAGCUGGUACGCACAGUGACUGUCAAUGAUGAUGAUGAGGAGGACGAGGAUGGAGAAGUCCUGCUCCAUCACCACCACGGUGCCCACUGCAGUGGCUCGGGGGACCCGGCCGAGUACAACCUUCGUUCUCGCACCGUGUUGUGUGGGACCUGUGGGCAGCCAGCUGACAAGUCCGGGAGCAGUGCCGGGGCCGGGGCUGGUGGCUCUGUCUCCUCUGCCUCCUCAGCCUCCAGUGUCACUGUUACUCGAAGCUACCGAAGUGUUGGGGGCACUGGGGGCAGUGGCUUUGGGGACAGCCUGGUUACCCGAUCCUACCUCCUAGGGAACUCACGCCCUAGAACCCAGACUCCCCAGAACUGCAGCAUCAUGUAACCAGGAACCUGGUGUGGGGAGAAUCCAGCAGCCCUGUCUGUUCCCUCUUCCCACUUCAUGCCAAUUUUCUCUCCCUCCUGCUUUCCUGGAGGGAGAGUCUGAAGCCAAAAAAAACCCCAAACAAAACAAAAAACAAAACCCCAUAACCCUUCUAUGGUUUUUGUUCUCCUCUCUGCUCCCCCUUCCUGUGUUUUGUGUUUUUUUUCUAAAAGAAGUUAUUUUCUACAGUGGUUUUAUACUGAAAGAAAAACACAAGCGCAAAAAAAAAAAGAAAAGAAAAAAAAAAGAAAAACAAAAGAAAAAAAUAGUCCCCUCUUUCCAGAUAGUAGUCUAUCUCCCUUUUCCCUUUCCCUUUCCCUUCCUCUAAACCCCAAACCCUACAUUUUAAGCCAAAGAGGGUUUCCUGUAGGGGCCAAGGGGGGAGAGGUGCUUUUAGGGAGUCUAGUUUUUGCUUUCUGAUGCUGGCUGCUUCUGUUUUCAUUAUCCUCCUCCCCUCAUAUAACCAGGAACCCUCUUGAAUGGUGCCUGAUCUGCAGGUGGGAAAAGUCACCUGCCCAGCCGCUUUCUGUCCUAUGAGGAACAAGGGUCUUUUCCUUGCUCUCCCAAGGGUGGCCAGCAUGCUGGGAGAAAGGGCACUUGGCCAUUCCCCUUGCUGAGGCUUCUCUGUGUCCUCUGGGGACACUCUUGCCUCCUGCCUUCUGCUUAGCCCCCAGCUACAGUGCCUUUACCUGCAUUUUAUUUAGACAAGGGAUGGGAAUGAGGGGAUUGGGGAAUGGAGGGGAGGUGCUGGGUUUGAGUCUCUGCUCUCCACCUGCUUUUAAGAUUGGUGGGCUCCAUUAUGUCUCUGAAGGUUGAUGAAGGGAGAGGAAGAGAGUGGGGGAGGAGCUGGGAAGAUAACCUACCUGGAUCCUAGCCCCCAAAGAGAAAAGGGAGUGUGUGGGGAUGGGGGUGGGGUGGAGGAGUAGAUUUUUCAGGUGGUUUUUGGCAAACACUAAGGAGCCCCUUGCCCCUUACCCCCAACCCAUCUGCUUUCUCCUACCCUAUUUCCCCUUCUCCCUCCAACCCCAACAAAUCAAUACACUAGACUUUUCUGUC